This is a messenger RNA of Trifolium pratense (red clover), 793 nucleotides long. Its product is annotated as LOB domain-containing protein 12-like. Bases 50 to 505 code for a protein of 151 amino acids. Lineage: Eukaryota; Viridiplantae; Streptophyta; Magnoliopsida; Fabales; Fabaceae. The transcript is spliced from 3 exons. The record is from RefSeq and is a predicted model, not a curated record.
UCUUCUCCUCUUUGUGUCUUCCCCUGUUUCCUCUGUUUUUCAUUAUCAAAUGGGUGGUAAUACUAAUUCCCCUUGUGCUUCAUGCAAACUCCUUAGACGCCGUUGUGCUAAGGAUUGCAUUUUUUCUCCUUAUUUCCCUUCAAAUGAUCCUCAAAAGUUUGCAAUUGUUCACAAAGUUUUUGGUGCCAGCAACGUUAGCAAAAUGCUCCAGGAACUUCCUAUUCAACAGAGAUCAGAUGCAGUAAGCAGUUUAGUGUAUGAAGCACAUGCAAGAGUGAAGGAUCCUGUUUAUGGUUGUGUUGGAGCCAUAUCUUACCUUCAAAACCAAGUUUCGGAUCUUCAAAUGCAGCUUGCAGUAGCUCAAGCAGAGAUACUAUGUCUCCAGAUGCAACAUGAGCCUGUAAUGCAAAAUCCCGAUAUUGCCCUUGAUCACAAAUCUUCUUACCUUCUCCAAAAUGAUCUUCCUCAGUACCUCAACUUUCCAUCUUCAAGCAAUAGGAAUUGAUGAGGUACUAGAGUCAACUAUGGCACGUGAUUAUGUACUACUGAUGAAGUAAUUUAGAGUGUUCUAAAUCAGUGAAAUAACAUUAAGUUAAUGAUCAAGAUGCUUCAAACAUCAAUGUUUUCAGAUGAGGGUCGGUGUGGUCUUUUUUAAAAAAUGGCAAACAUUCUGAUAAUUGGUUACUACUAGUAACAUGUUUCUAGCAAACAUAAGAACGUUUUGUUUUAUACUAAAGUUAUAAUUUAGUUGCUUAUUGUUUUGUUAACAGACAUAUCACAUGGAACAUCUAUG